Alligator sinensis (Chinese alligator) is the source of this 2764-nucleotide messenger RNA. It is a transcript of the gene AGBL4, whose product is annotated as ATP/GTP binding protein like 4. The record is from RefSeq and is a predicted model, not a curated record. NCBI's taxonomy places the organism in Eukaryota, Metazoa, Chordata, Crocodylia, Alligatoridae. Bases 9 to 497 code for a protein of 162 amino acids. The transcript has 4 exons.
ACUCCACCAUGAUGAAUGGCUUCAUGUAUGGGAACAUCUUUGAAGAGGAGGAAAGAUUUCAGAGACAGGCUAUUUUCCCAAAGCUACUCUGCCAGAAUGCUGAAGAUUUCUCCUUUUCUAGCACGUCCUUCAACCGAGAUGCUGUGAAAGCAGGGACAGGACGGCGCUUUCUUGGUGGGUUAUUGGAUGACACUUCUUACUGCUACACUCUGGAAGUCUCGUUCUACAGUUACAUCGUUGGAGGAGCUACGUCUACCGUCCCGUAUACAGAGGAAGCAUAUAUGAAGCUAGGGAGGAAUGUGGCCCGGACCUUCUUGGAUUACUACAGGCUGAGCAGCAUAGUGGAGAGACCGCUGGCACCCAUUCCCAACACACGGAAAGAAAAACUGCCCCCGUUCAAAGGUGCUGCCCAGCGCGGUCCCGGGAAUAACCACGCAGGCAGCAAGCUGGAGAAGAGAAGCCAGACCAGUCUCAAGGAUGAUUCCCACUCCUCGUAAAAGCUGAGAGAGGAAGACUUUUCGUCCGGCCGAGGAAAAGGAGUUGGCUCAGCUCCCCUGGGGUUUGAGCUGAUAAGAUUUCUCUUUGUUUCUCCCCAGACAAGUAUUUCUAAAAUAACAAAUAGUCUGGAGGGGAGGGGGGAAAUUAGCUAGAAAUUUUACUAUCGAUUUUCUUUUUACUGAUGGCAAAUCAAUUCCAGCCCUUUUUGCUCAUCUCUGGAAAAAAGAGAACGGAUAGAUUAAAAAAGAAAUCAUUUUUUUUGCGGCCAAGAAAGCCGUUAGUUAACAGAAAAAAGGGGGGGGGGAGGGGAGACCAUAAAAACCCUUUUGCUCUCCUUAAAGGGGCCAUCCAUCGACAGAGCAAACAGUUCAAAAUUCCUUGAUACGCUGUGCGCUUCCUCCCAUGUUAGUGGCAAAUUCUCACGUCUUUAUGCCGGUUGCAUGUGCUGUUCCAGUUAUCUCGCUUUUUGUGUUUGCAGGUUAUGACUUAUGGGCAGAGGGCAGGGAUGGGCUUAUGUGCUCCUCCAUGGGUCUGUGUUCAUUUCUUGCCUGGUUAGAGCUUUCCAUGAGCUCCCUUAAGGAGCUGUUAUACAGAUAAUUAUUCAGAGAGACAGACGCAUGCCUGUGUGACUGCCAUCGCCCAUACAGCUAGCGUAGCUGUUACAAGCUCUUGUUUUUGUGCCUCCACAAGACUGCAGCAAGCGUGCCCUCGCUUGCAGUUCAUGCAAGACCUGCAUGCCAGGCUUAGACCCCUCCAGGUUGGUGCCCAGCAAGGCCGGGCUCUUGCCUAGUCCUGCCUGCAGGUCAGUAGGCGGCAUGGGUUGGCUUCCCACUUGUGUCUCCUUAAAGGCUUCCCACAAGGGGCUCCCACUUGUGUCUCCUUAAAUCCCUGCCUCCUCCUCUUAACACUCCCUUGGCAAAGCCAGGUGAGACUCAGCUUCUGGGGCAGGUUUCACCGGGGAUGCUAUCUGCCAUGGGCAGCCUCCUCCCUGGCUUACAGAACCAAUGCAACGUUCAACCCACGUUCCUAGUGAAACUGGAGUUCAAACACGAGGGAAAGACCUGAUCUACCAGGCCGCUUAACUUUACUGUUCCCUUGUGUGAUUGCUUCUUGCUUGACCCAAACCACCCAACCUCUCCAGCACCGGAGAGGAUGGGACCUGAUUUGCAGCUGCUGAUCUUGGCCAGGCCAAUUGUCAGACGUGGUUGUAGGCAAAAUUUAAAGAGACCUUGGUUAUAUUUACACAGGUAGCAGCCAGGAAUCUAGAAGUGGACCCUGUGUUUUGCUUCCUCUUUGCCGACUUGCCCUCCAGCCCAUUGGGAGGCAUAGAGGUAGUGUAGACAGCUCUAUGCAACCUGAGGAUUUCCAUCUUGGAGGGAGAGGCCUUGGCUGCCCCCUGAGAGCAGCUUUCCACUUGCUUUGCGCUGAUGAGCAAACACAGUGGCAGCUGAGGAUCGGCCUUGCAAUCCCACGGCUCCAGUUCAGUGCCCACCGAUGUGUAUUUUGCUGUGUCUGGAGAUACAGAGGGAUUGACUGUGAACCUGUUGUGCCAUCGCUUAAAGCUAGGCAGUCUCCCAAAGCAAUAGGAGUCUGUGGGAACAAGCAAGGGGCAGAACUUGGCCCUGCCUGUCUCUCACAAUGGACCAAAUGCCAAGAAAGCAACAAAUACUCUUUGACAACAUCUGUGUGUUUACAGUCUAUCAACCUGAUUCUUUCUUUCUUCCUUUUUUUUUUUCCAUCUCUGGGAAGGGGUGAAAUGGGAGAAGAAGAAACAAGCUGAAAACAGGCAAGGGUGACCCAGGGGAAGGAAAAUGAUAAAAACAAACUCAAUAUUGUCAGCAUUUCAAGGUUAUGGGGUUAAACUGUGUGCAUUUUUAAGAAGAGAAAAGUGCCUUAAUAUGAUGAAUACCAAUGCACCGAAAAGGCACAGUGCUGGCUUCCUGUCUCUAUAAGCAGAGUAAUGAAUAGCGGUGACAGCAUGAUAAUUAAAAUGACCUCUUGGAGAUAUGGAUUAGAAGGCAUGCAGAAGGGGGAUAGCUUGUCCUUUGAAUUAAUCUAAUGUUAAUUUAUGACUGUAGUUGGGUUUUAUAAGGUUUUAGUGGAAGAUUUUCAAAGUUGGUUUAUUUGGGGGGAGAAAAUGUUCCUUUUGAAUAUUGAUUGAAAGAAAACACUUGCAGAACUCUGUUAUUUCUUUGCAAACAGUUUCUUGUAAUUGCAGAGUUUGCAGGUCGUCUUCUACUCGGUAGAGGAUCUGUCUACUCUAGGA